This is a messenger RNA of Pelagomonas calceolata, 4098 nucleotides long. The record is from the annotation of a GenBank genome assembly. NCBI's taxonomy places the organism in Eukaryota, Pelagophyceae, Pelagomonadales, Pelagomonadaceae.
UUUGGCGCGGAGCUUUUGCGCGGCGCGCUGCAGUGAGCCAAGGCACGCGUGCGGUACGUGAUUGCCAUCACUGGUAAAAACGAGUUGCGACGCGAACCUGUGUCAGCAACAGCUCCGUACGCAUAAAAAAAAGGCAUCUCAAAAAGGCAGCCAUUAAAAAGCAGCGCGUAAAACGCCGACGACGCGCCAAAGCUCAUAGAAAAUGGCCACGCACGCCGGCGCGCCCGACAAACCGCCGCCACCACCAUCAAACCAUCUCGCGCCCGAGCGCUUCGCGGAACGAACUUUGGUGCUACUAGACGGCGCCGAGGGCCUUUUAGCAAGGUGCCACCGCCUCGACCGCACUCUAAGGUCCAAUGACAAGUGCCGGGCCGUGCGCGAACCGGAGUGGAAGGGCCUGCGCAGCAAGCUCGCGAAGGCGUUUCCCACAUUGCCGGAUUUGACCAAGGACGCGAAGCUAGAGAGUUUCCGCGCGCGGGCGACGGAGACCGCUGCCGAGUUGAGGCACGGUUAUGAGCUGUUCGUGGACCUGGAAGCGCACUUAGCUGUGCACUUGACCACUCUCAGGGCCAUGCUCGGGCAACUGAGGCAUUAUUCUCUGGACGAAGGUCGGGAGACGACUCGUUCUGUCUUGAGGCUGUUCAAUGCCUACACGCGGCUGUUGAAGUUCGCGUCCACCAUUCCUGAUCGGAAGGCAUUGGUCGCUUUGUACGCGUGUGCCCUCAAAGCUGCCUCGAGGCCGUUGCCUGGCAACUACGAGCCUGUGGCCAAGAAACUCUUACCUCGAUUAGAUGAUUGCUGGCGCUUUUGCGUCGAGGCCUUCAAGGAGCACGUGGCUACUUUAUCUUCGCUCGUAGCGCAGCAAUUGGAGCUCGUACAAUUACAUAGCGAGGGCGCCCAGUCGCUAGUAAGGAGGUCCGCUCUCACAUUGUUGGAGGACGCGUCCGGUUUACAGAAGCCGUCCGAAGCUCCAUUGGAUACGAAGCAUAAGGGUCGGAGGGACUGUCGGACUUUACAUGGGGAAUUGCUCGAGGCGCGACUCGGGUGUGAUUUUGCGAUCCUAGCGACGUUAGCGUGUCCCGGGGUUGUGUUCGACGCCCAAGGUCUUGCGCUCUUAGUAUCGAAGAUGGCCUGCGAGGAUGCGUUAGUCAUGCAGCUGUAUCGCUCGUCGACGAUAAAUGUCCAUAGCGAGUUGGAGGCUCUAGGGAAGUGGUUUCCGCCCCGGAACUACCCGCUGCAACGGCGCGACGUCAAGCUCGCAAAACUAGCCAAGGAGUGGUCGAAGAACGCGGUAUUACAUAGUGGCCUGAAGCAUCGGGAGAGACGGGCUUAUCUACUCGGUGAAUUAGAUGUGGCCCAAGGGCUGUUGGUCGCCGUGCCGGGGUUGAGCACGGCGAAGGCGCCUUUGGUGUUAGCGUGUUGCGCCCUAGCUCGGGACGAAGUGCUGUGGGCCUUACGGCACGAUCCAACAAGAGGAGGCGCGGCGUUACCGCCGAAACAUCGCAUGAAGCACUACGACGAAAAGCACUUCGAAAGUCCAGACUUGCCGCAGCUGGCCGACGCGUUCGUGGCCCUGGCGGCUCUACUCAGAAGAGAUCGCAAAAAGGUCGCGUCUUACCACUUAGCGUACGCGUCGAAGGCCGACGCCGAAGCACUACAAAAGUUCGCUGGGAAGGCUUCGUCGACGGCGCCGGCGAACUGCGCUUCGAUGAUUUCUUCACUUGCAUCUAGAGUAGCUUCCGUGAACGACGUCGAUGCAUGCGUCAAGACGUUGCUACGGGCGGAGCGCGACGGGCGGUUUGGCGGGGGGGAGCUGAACGCUGAUGCUGUCCAGGCGUCUUCCAUAUUGACAUUAAAACUAGACUGGCGGAGAGUUCAGGCUCGACUAUCUUGUUCUCCAAUACAAGGGGACCUCGCGACGUUCUGCCGCUGGGCGAAUGUCAUGUUGGAUCAUUUGUCGUUGGCCGACGGGUCUUUGUUGCUGGAGCACUGCGACGCCGGUGCGUUGUGGCCCUUCAGGAACCAACUCCUCAGAAGGUUGGACGCGACGACCGCGCCAGAAGGGCCGUCUCGGUUGGUUAGAACACUCCUAGAAACGUCGAGAUAUGCGCGACGAUGUUUGGGCCACGGCGCCUGCGAGGCCGACGCCAUUCAGCUCGAAUCCGAUUCCAAGUCGUUAGCUGAAGCUGUUUUAGAUAGGUUCGCGUCAUGUGUCCAGGGCUGCCUGACGAACAUCACGAAAAGUCUUGAAUCAUUGGCAGCUCAAAUAGCACCGGUCGAGGCGGCGUACCGCCAGGAGCGGCGCGAAGCCGCGUUGCGAGAAGCCGCGAGGAAGGGUCUCGAGAAGCCCAAGGAAGCACCUUUAGCUGGUUAUGAGUCUCAUCCGCGCAACGAACGGGCCAUCCAGCCGCUCGUGAACGCCGAGACGCGCCUAGCUUCGUUGCUGGAGGUCGCGCGCUGGGAUUUUAGUGACAGAGAAGACGCGCGAGGCGUGUUCGGCGGCGCGCUCGUCGUCGGAGACGUCCGAUUGCGACCGCUGGAGUACGCGAGACAAGCCGUGACCACCUUCUUGGACCGGGAGAUCCCGAACGCGUUCUUCUCAGGAAACCAAUUCACACGACCGACGACCGCGGAACGGACCUACACGUCACUCAUGGGCGCCUGCGCGCGAGCUGCGGGCUACUUCGACGUGGACUACUGCGGUCAUGUGUAUGAUAUGCUGGGUGGCCCGCCGGGCUGGCAGAAAGAUCCGAAUCUGCCGUCUGCUGCUGAUAGGGCUCGAGGAGAACCGAUCGGCUCUGUAUUAGCUGAGAGAGUGGCAGAUCAAUAUGUCCGUAUUAUAAGAGCUUUGCCAGCUCAUGUAGUGUAUUGUCCACAACAUAGGGCCUGGCGGUCGACGUACGUAGCGCCCGAGAGCAAAAAAAAGCAGAAUGAAGUGUUGCCGAAGGAGCCGUCUUUAGCUGAGAAAGUAUUGCAGGGGCCCGAGCUCGAAGCUUUAUUAAGGGUGUUGGGUGCGGACGGUGCGCGCUGCUUGGACGCCGCAUUUACAAGGGCCGCGGUCGACGAGAUGGCGCGGUGCGUGCGCGGCGUCCUUGUGUUUACGCCAUCGAGCAGACGCCAUCACCGCAUCACACACGCAGGUGCAAGACGGCCCUCGCCGCCAAACAAUUAAGACCGAUCUUCGAGCGGGUCCGGAAAGGUAGUCUGACAGGCGACUGGGUGCCAGCUUCCCAGGACCUGAAGACCGCCGGCGUGUUGGAUGCGUUACUAGCUGCCUGUGUGAGACUGGGCAACAUCCUAGCUUUAAGGGCACUGACGAGGGAGUCGCACGCGCGAGUCUCGCGGGAAGCGUGUCCCCACUUAUUAUCUUCGGCAUUGCUAGCGUUGGACGCCCAAGGCUCGUCGAACAGUACCGCGGCAGCACCGUCGUGGCUCGUGCCGCCCCCCAAGAAGCCCUACGACCCUACUUAUCUUCCCCCUGUGGACGACGACGCUUAUGAUUCUCCCCUUUAUCGUGCUUUGACGGCGGAUUCACCGUUCGGUGUGGAGCACUACGAGCGGGACGGGAACUUGCAUCGGGAGGCCGCUGCUGUUGUGGAAACAUCAGAGGAUUUCCGCUACACCCCUUGGGCUUUGGCUGUCGCGAUGUCUGCCGACGCGUGGAAACCCGCGAGGUGGUAUCCGGACCUCGCGUGCUGCUCGCCCGGUCUCCACGUGAUCUCCUUCGCGCUGCGAGCCUUGGCUCAUGUUUCUUCUGGGCCGUUAGAUGAUCCUCAGUCCCCCAAAAGGGCGCAACAGAUGGUCGCCGACUUUGUGUCGUCGGCGUCGUCCAUCGUGACGCAUAUGAGACUCCAUGAAAAAUCGCCGGAGUUUAUGGAUUUGCCGCUGCGGGCGCAGUACAUGGUCAUUGAAAAUGCGGCGGUCGACGGGAAUUUGCCGCGGUCGUACCUCGAGCGGCACCUGCCGUACGCGGCGAUCCACGCGGCGCUGAUGGACAUCGCCAUGGGCCACCAGACGGCGGCCGACGACGCGAAGGCGCCGUUCACGCCCGAGGUCUUUGAUCCGUAGAUGGGGGGGGCUAAGUAAGUAUUGUUAUAA